AUGCCACCCAGUGGCUACCUUUAUGCAGGCAUGCAUCGCCGCAAAGCUGCCUUGACCAUGAUCUUCCAAUCUCUGUUCUGCGCCUCUGCAUGCGGCAUUCAAUUCUGGAUCUACGGGUACUCACUGUAUCAAUCGCACACGACCAACCCGAUGCUCGGCAAUGUUAGCCUGGCGGGUCUGCACAACGUGCUCGCCCAGCCGUCGCUCGCCAACUCGGACAUUCCCGACCUUCUGUACGCAUGCUUCGGAUUCACGUUCGUCACCGCGACGGCCAUGAUCUUGGCGGGUGCCAUGCUUGAGCGUGGUCGCCUCUGGCCAUCCAUGCUUUUCCUUCUGUGCUGGACGACGUUCGUCUACUACAUCCUCGCGUAUUUUGAGUGGAAUCCCAACGGCUGGCUAUAUCAGCUUGGCGUCUAUGAUUUCGCUGGCUCGGGUCCCGUGCACAUCGCCAGCGGCUUCAGUGCUCUGGCGUGGAGCCUGAUGCUCGGUCCUAGGCUAAGCGACCAUUCUGCCGGUGAGAGGCAGAAGAUCAUCCAUUUCAAGCCGCACAAUCCAUUCCUCGUGGGCAUUGGCACCUGUUUCAUUUGGUUCGGCUGGUUUGCGUUCAACGGCGCCAGCACGGCCAACCUAUCCAUGCGAUCCAUCUACGUCGUCAUCAACACCAACCUGGCCGCCUGUGGAGGCGGUAUCGGCUGGACCCUCCUCGAAUACUUCUACACCAAGAAGUUCAGCAUCAUCGGCUUCUGCUCUGGCAUCAUUUCUGGGCUCGUGGGAAUCACUCCUGCCGCCGGUUUCGUGCCCGUCUACGUCGCCGCCCUCGUCGGCCUCCUCACGUCCAUCUGCUGCUUCUACACCAACAAGUACAAAUACCUCAUCUCGAUUGACGAGGGCCUCGACAUCUUCGCGCUCCACGGCGUCGGCGGCUUCGUGGGGGACAUCCUCACGGGCUUCUUCGCCGCCAGCUGGGUUCCGGCCCUGGACGGCGUCUCCGGCACGACCUACGCCGGCGGCUGGUGGGAACACAACUGGAUCCAGCUCGGCUACCAGCUCGCCGCGGCGACGACGUGCGCGGCGUGGAGCUUCGUCGUCAGCUGCAUUUUACUGUUCAUCAUCAACAAGAUCCCCGGCUGCCAUUUGCGCGUCAACGAGGAGGACGAGCAGAAGGGCCUGGACUUCAAGUACCUGAGCGAUGCGCCGUGGGAGGAUUUUGAGCGCGGCGGUGGUAGCUUCGGCGGGUUUGUGCCCCAUGGCGUGCACCAGGGCGUGCCCUUCUCCGGGUCCGGCCCCGGCAGCGAGAGUGGGAGUGGGAGUGCAAGUCCCGAGCGCGAGGGUGUUGCGCCGAAGAAGCAGGAGUAG
This is a messenger RNA of Cladophialophora yegresii CBS 114405, 1356 nucleotides long. RefSeq lists its product as uncharacterized. Gene Ontology annotation, molecular function: ammonium channel activity. The record is from RefSeq and is a predicted model, not a curated record. The transcript has 3 exons. Gene Ontology annotation, biological process: ammonium transmembrane transport. NCBI's taxonomy places the organism in Eukaryota, Fungi, Ascomycota, Eurotiomycetes, Chaetothyriales, Herpotrichiellaceae. Gene Ontology annotation, cellular component: plasma membrane. Bases 1 to 1356 code for a protein of 451 amino acids.